Molecule: messenger RNA, 4532 nt
Organism: Phyllostomus hastatus (greater spear-nosed bat)
Lineage: Eukaryota; Metazoa; Chordata; Mammalia; Chiroptera; Phyllostomidae
Gene: TMEM151B
Product: transmembrane protein 151B
Exons: 3
Coding region: 16-1707 (563 amino acids)
Source: RefSeq, a predicted model, not a curated record
CACCCCCUCUACGCCAUGUCCCCCCCUGGCUCGGCCGCGGGAGAGAGCGCCGGCGGCGGCGGAGGCGGUGGCGGCCCCGGGGUCCCGGAGGAGCCCACAGCAGUGGCGGCGGCGGACGAGGGCCCCGCCCGAGAGGAGCAGCGUCCCAUCCAGCCCUCUUUCACCAAGUCCCUCUGCCGUGAGUCCCACUGGAAGUGCCUGCUGCUCUCCCUGCUCAUGUACGGCUGCCUGGGGGCCGUGGCCUGGUGCCACGUCACCACGGUGACCCGCCUCACCUUCAGCAGCGCUUACCAGGGCAACAGCCUCAUGUACCAUGACAGUCCCUGCUCCAAUGGCUACGUCUACAUCCCCCUGGCCUUCCUGCUCAUGCUGUAUGCUGUCUAUCUGGUGGAGUGCUGGCACUGCCAAGCCCGCCAUGAGCUGCAGCACCGUGUCGAUGUGAGCAGUGUUCGGGAGCGCGUAGGCCGAAUGCAGCAGGCCACACCCUGCAUCUGGUGGAAGGCUAUCAGCUACCACUAUGUCCGACGCACCCGCCAGGUCACCCGAUACCGCAACGGAGAUGCCUACACCACUACCCAGGUGUAUCAUGAGCGUGUCAACACACACGUGGCAGAGGCUGAGUUCGACUACGCGCGCUGUGGCGUUCGCGACGUGUCCAAGGCACUGGUGGGGCUGGAGGGCGCGCCGGCCACGCGGCUGCGCUUCACCAAGUGCUUCAGCUUCGCCAGUGUGGAGGCCGAGAACGCGUAUCUGUGCCAGCGGGCGCGCUUCUUCGCUGAGAACGAGGGCCUGGACGACUACAUGGAGGCGCGCGAGGGCAUGCACCUCAAGAAUGUGGACUUCCGCGAGUUCAUGGUGGCCUUCCCCGACCCGGCCAGGCCGCCGUGGUACGCCUGCUCGUCGGCCUUCUGGGCUGCGGCGCUGCUGACGCUGUCGUGGCCGCUGCGCGUGCUGGCUGAGUACCGCACGGCCUAUGCGCACUACCACGUGGAGAAGCUCUUCGGUCUGGAGGGCCCGGGCUCCGCCAGCAGCGCGGGCGGCGGCCUGAGCCCCAGCGACGAGCUGCUGCCCCCGCUCACCCACCGCCUGCCGCGGGUUAACACGGUGGACAGCACGGAGCUCGAGUGGCACAUCCGCUCCAACCAGCAGCUGGUGCCCAGCUACUCGGAGGCCGUGCUCAUGGACCUGGCCGGGCUGGGGGCGCGCGGCGCGGGGGACGCGGCCGGUGGCUACGCGCCCAUGUGCCGCUACGGCGGGGUGGGCGGCCCGGGCGCGGCGGGCGUGGCCCCGUACCGGCGCAGCUGCGAGCACUGUCAGCGCGCGGUCAGCAGCUCGUCCAUCUUCUCGCGCAGCGCCCUAAGCAUCUGCGCCAGCCCGCGGGUCGGCCCGGGGCCCGGCGGAGGGCCUGGCUGCGGGGGCAGCCGCUUCUCGCUCGGCCGCCUCUACGGCUCGAGGCGCAGCUGCCUGUGGCGCAGCCGGAGCGGAAGCGUCAACGAGGCGAGCUGUCCCACGGAGCAGACGCGGUUGUCGAGCCAGGCCAGCAUGGGGGACGACGAGGACGACGACGAGGAGGAGGCCGGGCCGCCGCCGCCCUACCACGACGCCCUCUACUUUCCGGUGCUCAUCGUGCACCGGCAAGAGGGGUGUCUGGGCCACAGCCACCGGCCGCUGCACCGCCAUGGCUCCUGCGUGGAGACCUCACUGUGACCAAAGGCCCGCGAUAAGCCCGCUGUUCUCCCUCCUGCCCCUCGCCGGACUGUGCCCCCCCUGCCUGUAGCAGGGGGAGUCACGAUGAUGCUGAGUCUGUGCUGGGCACGGAGGAUGUUUGGGGGAGGCAAGGGUGAGCGGGACAGACUCCAUGGGGAUGAGACCCCCGCCUUCCCUGUACAUAAACAGACAGAUGGGUGGGAAGGGGUCGCAGUUCCUAUAGAAUCCCAUCGGGGCAGAGCCGUCUCUUUCAUCCCCGCCCCAGAGUUCCUGAGGGUACCCCUCCCCUUCCUAGACACACACUGGAUUUCCCGUCCAGCCUUUCAAUGGAUCUUCUGACUGCUACGUGGCGACUGUGCUGUGGGACCCGCGUUGGGCCUCGUCUCAAGGGAAAGGCCCUUGCUGUGCAGCGGGGGAGGUUCGGAGCCUGGAGAAGGGAAAUUGUGGCUUUCCUUCUUCUGCUGCCUGGCUUCCCAGGGCCUGUGUCUCUACCGAGGGGGCCCUGGUUUGGUGAACAGCAGGGCUAGCUUCUAACCACCUAGCUAACGAAUUCAGUGGGUCUGCGCCGGGGCCAGGGGUCAACCCCAUCUUAAAACGGUGGAAAUGUUGUUAUCCUCUCCUUGGAACAUCGCACAAAGAUGGGGGUGGGGUUCCUCUCUGCUACUCCCACCACUAUUGUUUAUUUCACUGGGCCCCUGGAGUCUGGGUCCUGGAGAGACACAGACGUCACUCUCCUCCCUUCCCUCCUGCUCCCUGGCUCUGAAGAGCUGUUGCCAGGGGGGCAGGGCAGGGCAGUGCACCUCAGUGCUUUCUCAGUCCUCUGGGAGUGGCCUUCUCCCUGGGUUCUAGGAGGGCACUCCCUUCCAAGAGGGUGAGAUCCCACCCAUGCAGCAUUCCAUAAAGCUGGUCAGAGUGAAUGACUGACUGGGGAGCUUGGGGAUAGACCUGAGUGACAGUGGGGACCUUUGGAAGCGUGACGGGAGUCAGAGGAGAGGGCAGUGAAGGAUGGAGUAAAAGGACCUCCAAAGGAGGGCGUAUCUUUGGGGAGCAGCCCACAGGUCGCCUCUGCAGGGCUGAGGGUCUUGUCACAAGCCCCAGCUGAAGAAAUACUCAAUUCCAGUGGCAGGGUCAGAGUCAGAUUCUCUAAAUCUUGCCCAAUUCCUCCAUCCUCCCCCAUCCCAUGAGCUGACGAAGCCCUGCUCUGUGUCCCGGGGACUUCAGAGGGGCAUCCCGCCACCACCACAGGGCCCUGCCCCACAUCCUGUUCCCCCAAAGCUCUGACGUCCCCUUCACCCCUCACCGCUCCCACUCUGGUGUGCUUCAGUGUGCAUGUCUGUGUACAACCACCCUCCACCCCUCCCUCCCAGCUCCCCCUGCUAAAGUUUUCCCAGCAGACUUAGUGCCUAGAGAUUGAGCUAUAUUUCAAGUUGAAGAGGAUAACCCUUGGCUGCCUAACAUUGCUCACCCCUGAUGCUUCUCACUUUGCCUGAGCUAUCAGAGCUCCUUCUUCCCCUCCUGCAACACCCCCCAUCUUCCGUCAGCCAAGCUAGGCCCGCACCCGCCAAGGGCAUGGCCUCUACCUAUGCAACAUCUCUGGCUCCCCUGCCCCCCUCCCCCUGGGGGGGUCGGGAGGCACAGGUUGUAGAGACAGUCUGUGGCCUGUGGCGGUUGAGCUUUGUUUUCCUGUGGAGAUGGCUGAAGGCCAGAGAAGGGGAGGCUUAGGCAGGAGGGUACAGCUGCCCAUUACGAUUCCCUGACAGCAGUGCCCAUCUGCCUGCUAGCACUGAACCCGCCUGGACCCCGAGUCUGUGCUCCUCGGGGGCCUGGCAGUUGGAGCACCCCUCUUUCCUCUGAGUGGACGUCUGUGAGGUACAGAUGGUGAGCUGUGGCCUCAGGCCCCAGUUCUUGGCCAGCUGGCACCUGAACGUCUUGCCCUUGUGUGGGGGCAGCCUGGCCACCUCCUGGCUUCAAGGAGGGAGGAACUCAGCUCCUCCCUCAAGAUUGGUUCUGAGGUAAACCCUGAGCUGGGAGAAGGUAAAGGGGGUCCCUAUUACUACUUUUGCCUGUACUGACUGUUCCUGCCUAGGUUUCUCACACAGACAGCCUCAUCUCCCACACAUGCACAGACUUAGAAACCAGUUCUUUGAUCUUUUUCCUUGGUGGCUUUAUUGAUUGUCAAGGAAAAGGAAAACCAGAAAAUUAGUCUACAAUUAAACUUUACGCUGAAUGUUCUUGUUUCUCUAAUUAGAACCUCUGCUAGCAGCUGUGGCUAUGUACGCACACACUCACCCUCACACCUACACAUUUGCACUCUGGAACUGUCAGAGGGUGUCAGGCACAGACAGACUCGGGGUUGCCUGGACAGGCACACAUUGCAGUCACUCCCAAGCCCCCUUUGGUGCUCUGCUCAGCGCCUGCUUGUUGGGAGGAGCCCCCAGAGAGCAGGCACCGCUAGGCUGUGGUUUCAGCCUGCGGCCCACCCUUUGAAAACCGAUCUGCAGGUUGUGGGGCCCUCAGUCUGAGGAGGAGGGGAGAUGGGACUCAGCCUGAAUCCAUCAGUCAGGUCCUCUCAUGGCCGUGGGUUGAUGUGAUUUCUGUGGGUGUGGCUCCAGGGUGGGCAGCCACAGAGUGUUGGGGACUUGUGGAGGGGGCCUGGAAGGCUCCGUGUGUCCUGGGGACAAGGGCUUGUGGGGUGGGCUGGGCCUGGUUGGGAGAAGACAGGUCUCUGUCAAUUGGGUGCAUCACACUGUGGCCUUUCUGUCGUGGAUUUCCAAGCGCAAAGAUUGUACAAUUCAAACUGGUGGAUAAUAAAGUUUUGGAUGACU